Dermochelys coriacea (leatherback sea turtle) is the source of this 4410-nucleotide messenger RNA. RefSeq names its product purinergic receptor P2X 5 (gene P2RX5). The record is from RefSeq and is a predicted model, not a curated record. Gene Ontology annotation, cellular component: plasma membrane; nuclear inner membrane. Gene Ontology annotation, biological process: response to ATP; monoatomic cation transmembrane transport. The coding region runs from base 2583 to 3515 and encodes 310 amino acids. Gene Ontology annotation, molecular function: ATP binding; extracellularly ATP-gated monoatomic cation channel activity; purinergic nucleotide receptor activity. NCBI's taxonomy places the organism in Eukaryota, Metazoa, Chordata, Testudines, Dermochelyidae. The transcript has 13 exons.
ACAAUUAAAAAAAAACUUACCAGCACUGAGGUUUGUACAUACAUAGUCCCCAAGAGUGUGGUUAAGACCAAUUCCAAAGCCUUACAAUCCACCUCGUCUUGCAGGAAAGGGAGCAUUGGGCUGUUACAUUUUCAUUUUGCAUGAGCUCACUGUUAUUCAGUGGAAUUCUCCCCCCCCCAACCCUGCCAGAUGUGUGGACCACAUAAGGAGGGGUUAAAACAGGAAAGCCAACUGGGCUAAGGUUAAAAGCCACUGACCCUUGCUUUUUAUUGCCUUGUCUGUACUUACGCGCACACACAAGGCAACCGUACCAUUAUAAUAGAGUGGAUUUGUGACAUAGCAAUAUUACCAUUUGGGAUUAGACAAAAUUCACCGUAUGUCCUUGUGUUACCUUGCCCUGGACUCUCUUGGAGCAAACGUAGCCAGUUGGUGGAAUCCUCAUCCCAUGGCUGGACUUGCUUUGUGACCUGCUGCCAUCUGAGCCAAGCCUCAGUUUAGGGCUCCCAUUGUCCAUAGGUGGGUGACAGUGACGUCUUUCCUGGCUUUGUCUGAGAGCCAUUGUGCACCAUUACGUUAGGUCUUCAGUGAUGUCAAACUGGUUCAUGCUCGAUACCUUAUUCUCCUAUCAGUCUUAUUCAGCCAUCUUUCCCUAUGUGGGAAUAAACACUCUUGGUUUAUCCUUAGGUACCUGGCGAACCAUCUCUGCAUCAGCUAGUCUUGCCAUUCAUUUAGAUCCUACUGAUAGCUGUGCAGUAAGUCAGCCUGGUAAUAUAGAUUUGCUCAGUCCUGUCAAUAUAGUGGGGAUCCAUUCUAAACAGAGCAAAGGGAAAGAGGCUGCUCUUUGCUGAAGUUGCCAUUCAAGAACCGAGACUUGCAAAUGACAUUCAGCUUCUUUAAUUGCCAGACCCUAGCUGGACUCGCUCCCAGCUGCUUGAUGUGGGUCUGUCCUCCCUGUCCCUCUCCCCUUCCCUCACCCCAAGUAUUGGUAGAGUGAAAAGAUGUGCUACUGUGGAGAUCCUGGAGCUCUCUAAGCAUUCAGGAGGGUUUGCAACAGUGCAAUAGGGUGCUACCCAGACCUCCUGCACAGGGUGAUGCAGGGCUUAAGCUUUCCAUGCAAAAAGUGUUCUUGAUUCCUGAAUGAGGCACAAACAACCUGUCUAGACUCUAGUGUGGGCUAUACCUUAACUCCAUUUCCUGUGGAGAAUACAAUCUGUACCAGGUGACUUAGAAGAGUAUGUGCUAUCUAAAGAGCAGCCCAGUAAUCUACAGGGCACCUCCUGUUCAGAAUUCCCUGAGACCACUUAACAGUGCUAAGAGGUGACUUAGCAAUGCUAAACUUCCUGGAAGCCAGUGCUCAAUGCUGCAUCUGUGGGGUGGUGAACAUGUGUGAAACUAAUUCUAGAGUAGAACAUCCUCUGUAGUGCGCUCCAGAGUUCUGUUGCAACUGGGACAUUUGAGCCUCUUGUAGUGAUUCAAUAGCAUGUAACUUGCUCAUUGCAAAUAUUCCACCUCUGAUCAUCACUAUGCAUAGUCAGACUCCAAGUUUGAGACAGGAUCAGUCAGAUGGGACUGAUUGACUCAGAGGAUUGCUAAGGAGACAAGAAACUUUUUCUUCUCCAGGUCACAGAUUUGAGUCCUGCCUAGGCUGAGUAAUGACUGGAAUGUGUUACCAUCUGAUGGUAGCCUGUGAUGAAGGAGUCUGGUGAGCCUCAGUCCAGUUCCUAGAAGUAUAACAGGACUAAAAUCACCACUACUAGUUUGGACCACCUUGUUGGCCAUCUCAACAGAGUAGCCCUGGGUUGUAUGAGCUCUGAAGACUGAAUUCCUUUCUCAUUCCUCCAUGUCAAUCAUGAAGCAUGUUGGCAAAGAGGCAUAUGUGUACUAACCAGUGGAGCAGAGACCUGCCACACGUAGCCAAGAGAAGGAUUUUUGCUUUGAGACAUUAGUUUAACAUGAAGGCAAGUUUUUAUUAAAAACUGUCAGUUUUCAGGCCAUUGAUUUAACAUUUCCCCCAACAAGGCUUUUGUUGGCUGGCAUUAGGAGGUCAAAGCACUGGAAUGCAGCAUUGCAAAAUGCUGACUGUUCCGUCUACUACUGCACUCAGUCUUCCAAAUGAUUUUGUUUGUGUAUUUUUAUUUCAUUUCAGUUUCCCUUUAUGGUGCCAGCAGUUUAAUCCAUCAAGCACUGUCUUAUGAGAACUUCCUCAGCUCCACAAGAUUUCUCCACCAUGUGUUCACAAUCCUUCUCCACUGAUACCUUGGAUAGGGGGAGGGGAAGUAGCAAGUACUUCAGCCAGUGAUGAUGAUAAGGCCAUGUAGAAUGUGCUACAUGCAAUAUAGAUAAUUCAAGGACUAGGAGAGCACUGGAAGAAUGAGGAAAUGAUGUAACCUGAAAGCUGGUGAACUAUAAGAUGGGUGUUUGUCAUCAAGAAAGGCUACCAGGACUUGGACACCUCUAUCCAGAGCUCUGUCAUCACCAAGCUGAAGGGCGUGGCUUUCACCAACACCUCGGAGCUGGGGGAGAGGCUGUGGGAUGUUGCCGAUUACGUCAUUCCUCCACAGGGUGAAAAUAUUUUCUUCGUUAUGACAAAUCUGAUUGUGACCCCAAAUCAAAGGCAGGACACAUGCCCUGAGAGUACUGGCAUUCGAGACGCACUGUGCAGCAAGAACAGGGACUGCCCUGCGGGGGAAGCUGUGAUAGCUGGCAAUGGGGUCAAGACUGGCCGCUGUUUGAAAGUCGGGAGCAACACCAAUGGGACGUGUGAAAUAUUAGCAUGGUGUCCGGUGGAGAAAAAGUCCAAGCCCAAGAAACCGCUUUUAGCGAAUGCAGAAAACUUCACUGUUUACAUCAAAAACUCGAUCCGCUUCCCUAAGUUUAAAUUCUCCAAGACUAAUGUGCUAAACACUGAUGAUGACUUCUACCUGAAAAACUGCCACUUCAGUGCACAGCACCUUUACUGCCCCAUAUUCCACCUGGGCAAACUCGUGAGCUGGGCUGGGAACAACUUUCAGGACAUGGCAUCUGAGGGUGGUGUGAUAGGAAUUCAGAUUGAAUGGGACUGUGAUCUUGAUAAACCUUCUUCUGAAUGCAACCCUCACUAUUCUUUUAGCCGUCUGGACAACAAGUUUGCGGAAAAAUCCAUCUCCUCUGGAUACAACUUCAGAUUUGCCAAAUAUUAUAAGGAUGCUGAAGGAGUCGAGUACAGGACACUGAUAAAAGCCUACGGAAUCCGCUUUGAUGUGAUGGUGAAUGGCAAGGCAGGUAAAUUUAACAUCAUUCCAACGAUAAUCAACGUGGGCUCAGGACUUGCGCUUAUGGGUGCAGGGGCUUUCUUCUGUGACGUGGUGCUGCUGUAUUUGAUGAAAAAGAGCAACUUCUAUCGAGGCAAAAAAUAUGAGGAAGUGAAGUCCAGUUCAAGGAAGUCUUUACCAGGUGGAACAGUGAAUGGGAACCAGAACACAGAAUCGCUGGCUACAUUAGAGCAGCAGAGACAACUACAGACAGUUGAGACCUAAGAGUCUGUCAAUUGGAAAACACGUUCCAUAAAGACUACGGUGGUAAAACACAGCAACCAAACUUUGAGGUGGAGACACCCCUGGUCAGAUCUAUUGUAGCAUUUGGAUGCCCAGAGAAGAAGUUAGUAAUAGCUAUUCUAUUCAAGAGAGCAGUUUGCUAAAAAUAUCACACCUUCUGACCUAAGGCAUUCUUCCCUAUCUUGAGCUGAUGACACUUGUCAUUGCUACAGAAUUUUUCUAUUAUAAAGAAAAAUGUAGAAGAAACUAGGUGACGUUUUUAUAUGCAUAUACAUAGAUAACCAGCAUUAUUCUCUAGCACGGCAUUGCUUUGCUAGUGAAAGAUCACUGACAAAGAACACGUGGCAUUGACAUUGUUAGGAGGGUUGAGGUUGGGAAAACAGAAUCACCUUCUGUUCGCUGCACUGCAACACCAGUUCCCUAGUCUCGCAUGAUCUACCUGUAAGAGUAGAUUGAAAUAAUUUGGGCUGCUGUUGAGAUAAAUGAGAUCCAGUUCCAUUCAAUUUGUCUGUAGUUCAAGUAACAUCAUACCACAGGUAAAGUGACUCUAAAGAUGUUUUCACAGGAAGAGCACUUACUAUAUAGACCAUGGUAUCCUCCUAUUUCCACAGAAGCACUUUACCAACCAGGCUCAGUGAUAUUUGCAGUUGGCCUCGCAAAGUUCUCAUGAGCAAAUAAAUACAGAACUUCUGCUAAAUCUAAUAUUUAAAAAUACCAGAAUAACCUACAGUAAAGGGAUGAGGUUUGUCCCCUAGUAAUUGGUCCAGGUAACUUGACAUUUUGGGGUACAAGAAAGCAUAGUGUGGCAUAGCAGGUAGCUGAUUAGGGGAAUAUUUUGAAACAAGUUGGGUGAUAUUUCUUUCUAAGGAAGUUGAUA